This is a messenger RNA of Vombatus ursinus (common wombat), 813 nucleotides long. It is a transcript of the gene CMA1, whose product is annotated as chymase 1. Lineage: Eukaryota; Metazoa; Chordata; Mammalia; Diprotodontia; Vombatidae. Bases 25 to 813 code for a protein of 262 amino acids. Gene Ontology annotation, cellular component: intracellular membrane-bounded organelle; cytoplasm. Gene Ontology annotation, molecular function: serine-type endopeptidase activity. Gene Ontology annotation, biological process: proteolysis. The transcript is spliced from 5 exons. The record is from RefSeq and is a predicted model, not a curated record.
GCUACAAAUCCCAGAAGGUGGGAGAUGGCUAGAGCAGAAGCAGCAUCUGCUCUGUGUAUCCUGUCCAGGAAGAUGACGCUCCUCCUUUCACUCCUGCUGACUCUUCUUCUAUCUCAUGAGGCUGGAGCUGAUGAGAUCAUUGGGGGUGAAGAAUCAAAACCACAUUCCCACCCUUACAUGGCAUUUCUGAAAAUCCAAAAAUACGGUUCCUUAUACCACUGUGGUGGGUUCCUGAUUCGGAGGGACUUUGUGAUGACCGCAGCCCACUGUACAGGAGACUCCAUGACAGUCAUCCUUGGAGCACAUAACAUCACAAAGAGAGAGGCAAGUUGGCAGACUCUUAAUGUUGAGCAUCAAUUCCCUCACCCGGAAUAUGAUCGCAAGAGGUUUAACAAUGACAUCAUGUUACUAAAGUUGGAAGAGAAAGCCAAACUAACUAUGGAAGUGGGGACUCUCCCCCUGCCCUCAACAUUCAAUUCUGCCUCACCUGGGAAAUUAUGUCAAGCAACCGGCUGGGGAAUGACAGGAGUAAAAUCCCCACCAUCAGACACUUUACAGGAGGUGAAACUGAGACUAAUGGAUCCCAUUAACUGCAAACCGUAUAAAGCUUUUGAUGAGAAACUCCAGUUGUGUGUGGGGAACCCCAAGUCAAUUAAAUCAGCAUACAAGGGAGAUUCUGGAGGACCCCUCAUUUGUUCUGGUGUGGCCCAAGGCAUUGUCUCCUAUGGACGAACAGAUUCACUACCUCUUUCAGUCUUCACUCGAAUUGCUCAUUAUCGCCCCUGGAUCAAUCAAAUCCUAAAAUCAAAUUAG